Molecule: messenger RNA, 1321 nt
Organism: Triticum aestivum (bread wheat)
Lineage: Eukaryota; Viridiplantae; Streptophyta; Magnoliopsida; Poales; Poaceae
Product: serine/threonine-protein kinase OXI1-like
Exons: 3
Coding region: 243-590 (115 amino acids)
Source: RefSeq, a predicted model, not a curated record
UCGCUCUCCUCGAUCCAGAUCGCCGUGCUCUGCUCCUCCCUCCCUCCCCUUCGGCAAGAUCCCCACGCUCUGCUCCUCCCUUCCUCUCUCCCCUCCGGCGGCCUCCCUCUCCUCGAUCCGCAACCAAUCAAACCGCAACCAAUCCCUCACCCACCCUUCCCCCUCUCACUCGCGUAGGUGCAGGCGCAGGGCACAAUGCCCAAUCCAAGGUGGCGACGUCCUUGUGCGCGCUCGUCGUGGCCAUGACGGCGCAGGCGCUCGUGCCGCCGCCGCCGGAGCCGCGGCAGCUCAGCCUGGCGGGCCUCAGGGCCGUCUCCGUGCUCGGCUGCGGCGCCAAGGGCGUCGUCUUCCACGUCGUGCCCAAGGGCGAGGGCGGCGCCGGCGAAGUCGCCAUGACACUCAAGGCGGUCUCGCGGGAGGCCGCGCGACACAAGAAGAGCGGCGGGAGCGGCGGCGGGGACGGACACCGAAGGAUCUGGUUCGAGCGCGACGUGCUCCUGGCCCUGCGCCACUUGCUGCUCCCCGCCCUCCGCGGCGUCUUCGCCACUGACGCCGUCAUCGGCUUCAUCGCUGCAGCGGCGGCGACCUGAACUCCCUCCGACGCCGCCAGACCGAGAAGAUGUUCUCCGACUCCGCCAUACGGGACGCGGCCAAGAUCCUGGUGGCCUCGCACUCCACCGCGCCUGACAGCAAGCUGAAGGUCAUCUACAGGAAGUACUCGAGCGAGAAGCUGGGAGGAGUCGCCCUUCCAGAUUAGAUCAUGCUUGACUACUUGACAAGGCCCAAGGAACUCCGCCCGCUCCUGCAGGAGAAGAAGCUGUACACCUUUGUUGGCUUCUGCAUUGGAGGCGACAAGGAGAAACUGAAGUUGUCUGGUUUGGAGAUCAACCCCGACAAGUACGUCGACUUGCAGCGCAAAUGGAGAGUUCCAAACAAUGGAAAGAAGUGGCAGUCUUUGGCUGAGUUUGCAGCCAGCCUCAUCCACCCAUCCUACUCAAAAAUGAAGCAGGAGAUCGACAGGAAUUCGGACCACCUACUAUGGGGGGACAGCCCACUGCCAAACAAGCUCAUCGAGUACGCCGCGAAAGAUGCGUACGUCACCUAAGAGGCAUGGAAGAAAAUCAAAAUCACCAAAGAAGGUUUUGAGCUCUGGCAAGAGGCGGAGGAUCAUUGGGAUGACCCCUACUACUGUGUCUCAGUUUGUAGUUAUGUGGUUGAACAAGUUUGCUUUUGUUAUGUUGAACAAGUUUGCUUUUGUAAUGAUGAACAAGUUUGCUUUGGUUGUCAGUUGACAUCAUCUCAUCGCUGAGCAUGGUUUAGU